This is a messenger RNA of Racocetra persica, 374 nucleotides long. NCBI's taxonomy places the organism in Eukaryota, Fungi, Glomeromycota, Glomeromycetes, Diversisporales, Gigasporaceae. The record is from the annotation of a GenBank genome assembly.
AAAAAGAUACGUUUAUUUGCUCGUCUUGUCAUAAAAACAUUAAUGAAAUUCUAACUAAUGAGAACUCUAUAUUUGACAGAAAAAUGGGUAAAGAUAAUAUCCAUCUUACAUUUCUUGUUAUUCCUACUGGUAUAUUUUUUGGGUACCGAAGUACGCCCAAUGGAAUUUCUAUUUCUAAAAAUAAAUCUGUUGACGCAUUACGUACUAAAAUCUGGGAUUACUACUUUAAUAAGUACGGAAAUGUUUCCUUUAAUCUUCGUGCAGUCAAUAUUGAACGUAGAGAAUAUGUGCGUAUGGAACCUGAAAAAAAAAACAGCAAUUAUUUCGAUAAAAGUCCUACCGGAAUCUCAAUUCAUAUUCUUGUAGAAAUAUAA